Ciona intestinalis (vase tunicate) is the source of this 1728-nucleotide messenger RNA. Its product is annotated as adenosylhomocysteinase. Gene Ontology annotation, cellular component: cytosol. Lineage: Eukaryota; Metazoa; Chordata; Ascidiacea; Phlebobranchia; Cionidae. Gene Ontology annotation, biological process: L-methionine cycle. The record is from RefSeq and is a predicted model, not a curated record. Gene Ontology annotation, molecular function: adenosylhomocysteinase activity.
GGUAUAUAAACAGAACGCACGUUGUCUCGUUCCCACUCAGUUUGAAAUUUUCAGUUGUGAGGUUGUAUUCUCCGUUGCAAGUUUUUCAAUUUCAAGUUUGUACUAAACUAUAUAGUAAUCAUGGCCCCAGGAAAAGCCGCAUACAAAGUCGCUGACAUGAGCUUGGCUGAGUUCGGACGAAAAGAAAUUGAAAUUGCCGAGAAUGAGAUGCCAGGUUUGAUGUCUCUGAGGAAGAUGUACGGAGAAUCCAAACCAUUGAAAGGUGCCAGGAUCGCUGGGUGUCUUCACAUGACCAUCCAGACUGCUGUCCUCAUUGAAACAUUACAAGCUUUGGGUGCAAAGGUUCAAUGGUCAUCAUGCAACAUCUUCUCCACACAAGACCACGCAGCAGCAGCAAUUGCAGCAACAGGAACUGCUGUCUAUGCAUGGAAAGGAGAAACUGAUGAAGAAUACAUCUGGUGCGUCGAUCAAACCAUCGUAUUCCCAAAUAAUGAACCACUUAACAUGAUUUUGGAUGAUGGAGGUGACCUCACCAACUUGGUUCAUGAAAAGUAUCCUCAGUUUCUUCCUGGGAUCAAAGGAUUGUCGGAAGAAACAACAACUGGUGUCCACAACCUUUACAAGAUGAUGGAAGCUGGAACAUUAAAAUGUCCCGCCAUUAAUGUCAAUGAUUCUGUUACCAAGAGCAAGUUCGACAACUUGUACGGUUGCAGGGAAUCUUUGGUUGAUGGUAUCAAGCGUGCAACUGAUGUUAUGUUGGCAGGCAAAGUUGCUUUGGUUGCUGGUUAUGGUGAUGUAGGAAAAGGAUCUGUUCAAUCGCUUAAAGCCUUUGGUUGCCGAGUUCUCAUCUCAGAAAUUGACCCCAUCAAUGCCUUGCAAGCAGCCAUGGAAGGUUUUGAAGUCACAACAGUGGAAAAAGCUGCCCCACGUGCCAAUAUCAUCGUUACCACCACCGGUUGUAAAGAUAUCAUAACUGCAGAGAUUUUCCAAUCGCUUCCAAACGACUGCAUUGUUUGUAAUAUUGGACAUUUUGACUGUGAGUUGGAUGUAGCUUGGCUUAAUGCUAAUGCUGUGGAAAAAGUGCAAGUUAAACCACAGGUCGACCGAUACACCAUGGCAAGUGGAAAGCACAUUAUUCUUCUUGCUGAAGGUCGUCUCGUUAACCUAGGAUGCGCUACUGGACAUCCCAGCUUUGUCAUGAGCAACUCUUUCACGAACCAAACUCUUGCACAAAUUGAGCUGUGGACCAACAACGAAAACUACAAGACAUACAAGACCGGUCAGGUUUACAUGUUGCCCAAAGUGUUGGACGAACAAGUAGCACGCCUUCAUUUGGAUCACCUUGGUGUUGAACUUACAACAUUGAGCUCAGAUCAAUCCACGUACCUUGGCGUGUCACAGAAAGGUCCAUUCAAACCAGAGCACUACAGAUAUUAGGAUUUUCCAAACCGAAAUUUAACUUCCAACGUUUCGCACUGUAUAUUUGGUGUACUUGUAUACCCCUAGCUCUCCCUACAUAAUUGGCUAUAUCGAAUUCUUUGACUGCUACUCCGCUACCCACAAGUCGUAUUCGUCUAAGUUAAUUAGUGUACAUUAUGAAAGAAAUCUACCAAUCAUGCCUCGUGUUCUUUCCACGAUGUUCCAAUGUUUCGCUUCUUUGCAAUUGCGUAACGUAUGUUGUAAUUUUCACGUAAUAAAAUGGUGAAGACCGAAAGAUUUCAAAUGAAA